AUGACUGUGGCAACACAUUUGAACCACAAAAAGGGUCAAGCGUUGGAAAGAACUGAGGUUCCUAAACUUCCAACAGUGGAUGAGGUCCGCAAGGCUGUGCCGGCGGAGUGUUUCAAGAAAGAUGCCAUGAAAUCCAUCAGCUACCUCAUCUUGGAUUAUGCUAUUCUUGCUGUCAUGUAUCUUGCUUUGCCUACAAUUGAACAUUAUACGGGUUUUGUUGGACUGUUUGCUUGGUAUUGUCUUUUUGGAUUCGUAGGUAGUGCUCUUUUUGUUGUCGGACAUGACUGUGGUCAUGGAUCUUUCUCUGAACAUGAAUGGCUCAACGAUCUGUGUGGGCAUAUCGCUCAUGCUCCCAUUCUUGCUCCAUUCUGGCCAUGGCAAAAAAGUCACCGUCAACAUCAUCAGUAUACAUCGCACUUGACGAAAGACAUGGGACAUCCAUGGGUUACAAAAGAAGACUACGAUUCUAGAACUCCAAUCGAGAAAUAUUUUGCUGCUUUCCCCUUAUCAGGAUGGUUAAGAUGGAACCCUAUCUACACUGUAGUUGGACUUCCCGAUGGAUCCCAUUUCUGGCCAUGGUCAAAACUUUUCAACAACAACACUGAUAGAAUCAAAUGUGUUUUCUCCGGAGCAUGCUGUGCCGUUUGCGCUUACAUUGCUUACGCUAUUGCUGGAUAUUCUGUAUACAACUGGAUUAAGUAUUACUACAUUCCCCUCCUCUUCCAAGGUUUAGUUCUCGUUAUGAUUACCUACCUUCAACAUCAAAAUGAAGAGAUCGAGGUUUACGAAAACGAUGAAUGGUCUUUCGUUCGUGGACAAACUCAAACCAUCGACAGAUAUUGGGGCUUCGGACUCGAUACUAUCAUGCACCAUAUUACUGAUGGACACGUUGCUCAUCAUUUCUUCUUCACCAAAAUUCCUCACUAUAACCUUUUGAAGGCUAGAGAGAGCAUCAAGAAGGUUUUGGAGCCAUUAAACAGCACUCCUUACGGUUACAAAUACGAGACAAACUACGAUUUCUUCAUGAAGUACCUGAAGUACAACUUGAGCUUGGACUUCCUUAUUCACAAGAGCAAGGGAGUGAUGCAGUACCGAAUCGGAGUGGAGAAAAACGCCAAAGCACAGUAA
Molecule: messenger RNA, 1128 nt
Organism: Auanema sp. JU1783
Lineage: Eukaryota; Metazoa; Nematoda; Chromadorea; Rhabditida; Rhabditidae
Source: the annotation of a GenBank genome assembly